This is a messenger RNA of Desarmillaria tabescens, 651 nucleotides long. RefSeq lists its product as uncharacterized. Gene Ontology annotation, biological process: negative regulation of transcription by RNA polymerase II. The transcript is spliced from 7 exons. The record is from RefSeq and is a predicted model, not a curated record. The annotation marks the transcript as partial. Lineage: Eukaryota; Fungi; Basidiomycota; Agaricomycetes; Agaricales; Physalacriaceae. Gene Ontology annotation, molecular function: transcription corepressor activity. Gene Ontology annotation, cellular component: Sin3-type complex; chromatin.
CCAGCGUUUGAGGAGCAGAUGCGGCUUAUGUUUGGAGUCAAGGAAGCCUACAAGAUCUUUACCAUCGACAAGCUGAUCGGAUCGAUUAUCAAACAGAUCCAAGUAAUCCUUGCCGACUCCAAGAGUCAAGAGCUGCAAGAAACUCUGAAGCGAGACCGAAGUAUUCCCUCGCUCACAAUGCAAGACUACAUGAACAAUCGGCAUAACGCUCAAAGGUGCUUGGGCCGGAUCAGAAUCUAUCGUAAUAUGGAAUUGACGCGAUGGGAGCAGCUGCCGGAAUCUAAGAAGAUGACAUUGCAGUUGAUUGGGAAGGAUGAUUCCAGCUUUGAUGACUCGGAGGUAUUGACUGGGCGAUGGCAGGCGUACAUAAAAUCCUAUGCUCAAACUGGUCUGACCACCGAUGUAUCCCAAACGAAGAUCAUGCGGCCAUUCCUACAAAAAAAUCUAUCGGCGACUAUUCCAGCCGAAGCAAACAUCAAGACCAGUGACGGCUUGAAGAUCAAAGUGUGCGACUAUUUGUGGAAGAUACGGCAGCAGGAGGAUGUUCAGAAGGCGUCGGAGAACCUGCGGGCCAGGAAUGUUCUUCGGAAGAAAUAGCUGGAGAAUUCCUCCAAGCCGGUGCCGGUGCCUUCAUAACGACGCUGUGUUUGU